Molecule: messenger RNA, 433 nt
Organism: Amaranthus tricolor (Joseph's coat)
Lineage: Eukaryota; Viridiplantae; Streptophyta; Magnoliopsida; Caryophyllales; Amaranthaceae
Product: late embryogenesis abundant protein 2-like
Exons: 3
Coding region: 43-240 (65 amino acids)
Source: RefSeq, a predicted model, not a curated record
AAAUCUUUUUUUCAAUCUAAAAACAAAUUCAAUUUAGUGAAAAUGAAUACCGAGAACGCCAGUUACCAUGCCGGUCAAGCCAAGGCCACAACCGAGGAGAAAGCCAGCAACAUGGCAGACAAGGCUAGCUCUGCUGCCCAAUCUGCAAAGGAAUCCAUUCAAGAGGCUGGAUCACAAAUGCAAUCCAAGGCACAAGACACAAUGGAAUCAGUGAAGGAAGCCACCGGGAUGAAGAAAUGAAGCUCCUAAUUUAUUUAUGUUUUGUUAUUUUAUUUUAUUUUUGAAAUGGGUGUUUUAUUAUUUAGAGAUAUUCUAUAAUUUAAUUAUCAUUUAUUAAUAAAUAUGUGAAGCUUGCUUAUGGAGAGCUUUUUGUAGCACCAAUUUUUGGCCGUUAUAAAUUAGGAUGUUUCUAUUUUAUCAUAUAAUAAAGAGA